Hippoglossus stenolepis (Pacific halibut) is the source of this 1346-nucleotide messenger RNA. It is a transcript of the gene prmt1, whose product is annotated as protein arginine methyltransferase 1. Bases 10 to 1158 code for a protein of 382 amino acids. Gene Ontology annotation, cellular component: nucleus. The transcript is spliced from 10 exons. Gene Ontology annotation, molecular function: protein-arginine N-methyltransferase activity. The record is from RefSeq and is a predicted model, not a curated record. Lineage: Eukaryota; Metazoa; Chordata; Actinopteri; Pleuronectiformes; Pleuronectidae.
GUGGCGGUAAUGCACCUAAAAGCUGGUUUACCAACCGCCAAUAAACACCAGAAGAAGAAGAAGAAGAAGAAGAAGAAAAAGAAAGAUAAGACUGACUGUUGCCUGAGUCACGAAAUCGAAAUGGCGGCAUUAGCAGAGAGGAUGGAGGGGGAGAGCUCAGCCAAGCCUGCUGCUGAGGAUAUGACCUCAAAAGACUACUACUUUGACUCAUACGCCCACUUUGGCAUCCACGAGGAGAUGCUCAAAGAUGAGGUUCGAACGCUGACCUACCGCAAUUCCAUGUUCCACAACAAGCAUCUGUUUAAGGACAAAGUGGUGCUGGAUGUGGGCAGCGGGACAGGCAUCCUCUGCAUGUUUGCUGCCAAAGCUGGAGCCAAGAAGGUUAUAGGGAUAGAGUGCAGUAGCAUCUCAGACUAUGCUGUGAAAAUCGUCAAGGCCAACAAGUUGGAUGAUGUUGUGACUAUCAUCAAGGGGAAAGUGGAAGAGGUGGUCUUGCCCGUGGAAGGAGUAGACAUCAUCAUAUCCGAGUGGAUGGGUUAUUGUCUCUUCUAUGAGUCCAUGCUCAAUACAGUCAUUUAUGCCAGAGACAAAUGGCUGAAGCCAGAUGGAAUGAUUUUCCCAGACAGGGCAACACUUUAUGUCACUGCCAUUGAGGACAGGCAGUACAAGGACUACAAAAUCCACUGGUGGGAGAAUGUGUAUGGGUUUGACAUGUCGUGCAUCAAGGAGGUGGCGAUUAAGGAACCCUUGGUUGACGUGGUGGACCCUAAGCAGUUGGUCAGCAAUGCUUGUCUCAUCAAGGAGGUGGACAUUUACACAGUGAAGGCAGAGGACCUGACCUUCACCUCACCAUUCUGCCUGCAGGUGAAGAGGAAUGACUACAUCCAUGCUCUCGUGACCUACUUCAACAUAGAGUUCACCCGCUGUCACAAGAGGACCGGCUUCUCUACAAGCCCAGAGUCUCCCUACACCCACUGGAAACAGACAGUCUUCUACCUGGAUGACUACCUGACUGUCAAGACUGGUGAGGAGAUCUUUGGCACCAUCAGCAUGAAGCCAAAUGUCAAGAACAAUAGAGACCUGGACUUCAACGUAGACAUCGACUUCAAGGGUCAGCUGUGUGAGAUAUCGAAGACGUCGGAGUACAGGAUGCGUUAGGAGUUCCUCUCCCUCCCCUGUGUUCCUUUGGUCGAGGACAGAUGAUUCAGUUUGACUGGAAGUCUGUUCAAUAGUUUGAAGCUCCCAUGCAGCAACAUUUUAAAGAUCCUUUUUUUUGUAGUUUCUUUUCAUUUACUUGUUCAAACAUUACCAGUAUUAAAGAGGUUUUCACAUUCUUACAGUCAAGA